AUCCAAAGGCUCUCCACACCUCAUAUCUAUCAAACUCAACACAUAAACCAAACCAAGGCUCUUCAGAUACUUAACAAUGGCCUUCUCCAACAUGAGCCUGGUUCUUUUUGUACUUGCUUGUACUUUGAUCUUGCAUUCUCAUCCAGUGGUGUGUAAUGAGAAAGAAGAUGAUGUAUUCAAUGCGAUCAACGACUACCGAAAAUCGCACAACGUCUCUGUUCUGAAUAGGAACAAGCCAGCAGAUUGCCUCGCUGACGAAAUCGCCGACGAUCUCAGCGAUCAAGAAUGCACCGGUAACGACGCUUUCGCCAAAGAUCCAUCUAGCACGGUUACCAGGGUCGUCAAUUUCCCUAAGCUCGUGAAGAAGUGCAACAUCGAAGUAAACUCCACCAUGGACGGCAUCAUUUUGCCGGUCUGCGUCCACAAACUGGUCAAAGAUGUAGUCCUCAAUAACUUCACCAAGACUUCCUACACGAAGUUCCUCAACGAUUCAAAGUACACCGGCGCCGGCGUUGGCUCCGAGAACGACUGGCUCGUUAUGAUUCUGAGCACCAAUGAGCCGAGUGGAAGCUUCUCGGGUGCCACUUCUUUGGUUGCGUUUGGGAUGGUUCAAUCAAUUGUGGUGUCGUUUUUGGGAUUGUUUCUUGCUACGUUGUCGUUUUGAUUGUCUCCGGGGACUUCUCUAUUUUUUAAUGUCGUUGGCUGAUUGUUUGUGGUUGGUGAAUUUUUAAUUUUCUUAAGUGUGAAAUAAUGAAUAAAUGAUUUUGUGAUGA
This is a messenger RNA of Humulus lupulus (European hop), 773 nucleotides long. RefSeq lists its product as uncharacterized. Lineage: Eukaryota; Viridiplantae; Streptophyta; Magnoliopsida; Rosales; Cannabaceae. The record is from RefSeq and is a predicted model, not a curated record. Bases 77 to 664 code for a protein of 195 amino acids. The transcript has 2 exons.